GCGGCUGUCGGGUGGCGGGCUUGGGCGGACAUGGCGCUGCAGUUCGGCGGGGCGGGCGGGCCAGGCACAGCUGAGGAACCGGCGUUGGUGGGGGGGAGCUUCGGGGCUGCGGAUUCGUUCCCCAAGGACUUCGGCUACGGGGAGGAGGAGGAGGAGGCGGAGCUGGAGGGAGGCCCAGGGCCCGGUGGGCCCGGGGGCGGCGCGGGCGGGCCUGGCGGCGGCGCGGGCGGGGCAGACUCCAAGCCGCGGAUUCUGCUCAUGGGGCUGCGGCGCAGCGGGAAGUCUUCCAUCCAGAAGGUGGUGUUUCACAAAAUGUCUCCCAAUGAGACUCUGUUCUUGGAAAGUACCAACAAAAUCUACAAGGAUGAUAUUUCCAACAGUUCAUUUGUGAACUUCCAGAUAUGGGAUUUUCCUGGACAGAUGGACUUUUUUGAUCCAACAUUUGAUUAUGAGAUGAUCUUCAGAGGAACAGGUGCUCUAAUAUAUGUUAUUGAUGCCCAGGAUGACUACAUGGAAGCUUUAACAAGACUCCACAUUACAGUUUCAAAAGCCUACAAGGUCAACCCAGAAAUGAACUUUGAAGUUUUUAUUCAUAAAGUUGAUGGUUUAUCAGAUGACCAUAAAAUAGAAACUCAGAGGGAUAUUCAUCAGAGGGCUAAUGAUGAUCUUACGGAUGCUGGGCUUGAAAAACUUCACCUUAGCUUUUAUUUGACCAGUAUCUAUGACCAUUCAAUAUUUGAAGCCUUCAGUAAAGUGGUACAGAAGCUCAUUCCGCAACUGCCAACCCUGGAAAAUCUACUUAAUAUCUUCAUAUCAAACUCAGGCAUUGAAAAAGCUUUUCUCUUCGAUGUAGUCAGCAAAAUCUACAUUGCAACAGACAGUUCCCCUGUGGACAUGCAGUCAUACGAGUUGUGCUGUGACAUGAUUGAUGUAGUGAUAGAUGUUUCCUGUAUAUAUGGGUUAAAAGAAGAUGGCACUGGAAGUGCUUAUGAUAAAGAGUCAAUGGCAAUUAUCAAGCUCAAUAACACAACAGUCCUGUACUUAAAGGAAGUAACAAAGUUUUUGGCAUUAGUUUGCAUUCUUAGAGAAGAGAGUUUUGAGCGCAAAGGUUUGAUAGACUACAAUUUUCAUUGCUUCCGCAAAGCCAUUCAUGAAGUUUUUGAAGUAGGUGUUGCCUCCCACAGGAUCUGCAACCAUCAAUCGAGCACCUCAAAUAUGAAAGCAGUGACUCACAAUGGCACACCUAGGAAUGCAGUCUAGAGGAAAGCUAAAGACCUUGGAUAUACUUGUCAGCUCUUCACUCCAAAGUUUUGUGGAACAAGAGAAGAGUAGUCUGAAAGCCUGAAGUAUGUUUCAGAGGAGAAGAGUGGUCCUAACUGUGGAACAGCAGAUAGUAACUCAUGUUGGGCAACUGAAACCACUGUGAAAAUACUUUGAGGCCAGUGGAGUUAGAAAUACCAGUUUGAAAUCAGCUAUAUUGCAAAUGCAGUAGGUUUUCAGUUUGGAGUCCUCUUUUAACAGUCUCUGUCUGACUGAUUGCUUGGUCAAAACUUACAAACAAUUGAGUUGAGUUUUGUGUGAAACACUGAGUAGUCACUUGCUUAACUUUUAAAUUUUUUUAAAAAAUUAAUCUGUAGAAUAUCCUCUUUUGCUUAAGUUUACCUCCUGUCACGCAAAAAAAAAAAGUUCGUGUUAUUAAGGCUUGUGAAACUCAGGCUUUUUGCUUGCUGAGGCCAGUCUCACAAAUCAUUCCAUUAAGUAGUUCUUGCUGGUGUGCUCAUAGUUCUCAUGAAUUCUGUGCUUGUUAAGUGGAUGCAAGAUAGAGCUCUGUUCUAGUGAUCAUGUGUUUGUUUAGAGAACUGACCUGGAGCGCCAUUUUAAGAGAUUGUGAUACUUUGCUUUCAGACCACACUUCUUGGUAUGUCGCCUUUGAUGGAAGGGAAGGAUUAAAAUCAGAAAUAAACUACCUGUUCUCUUUUGCAAAAAAAUGGAUGUCAUAAAUCUGUGUGAUUAAUCCUAUUCAUGAAACAGCUGCAUGGCUAACUAAACUGAAAUGUCUGCCAUCUGUUGGAAUAAAGCAACCACUUUCAGCUAUUCCCAAGCAAAGAAAUGACAAAGUUACUGACUUUUGAUGGUGGAUUUUUCUCCACUCUCUGACUGAUAAUCAAGACAAUUCCUAGCAAAAUGUCUGAGGGUGUUAUCUGUGCAUGACAAUUAAGUUCACUGUGCCAUAAUUUACUAAUAGUACUGGACUUCGAAAGUACACUGAUUCUGUACUAUGACAAACACCUUCUUGUUUAUUGCUGUGCAAUCUGACUAGUGAUUUUUCUGAUUUUGUGAAUUCUGCUGACCUUCAUACUACGGGCAGUAUAUCUGAAGUCUUUAAUUUACUGAUAUUAGUACUGCAGAUGUCAUACUGUACACCAGCCUCGCUGUGCAGUAAGCCCAGCCAGUGGCCCAUAAAGACCUUGCCUCCUUUUACCUGUCUCUAUGUGUGUGUAGGUGUUGCAAAGCCAUUGGACCAACUACACAAGUCCCACUAUAAAAGUUCCUGCAAGAUGAACUAAUUGAAGUGAUCCCCACAACUGGUGUAUUUAUGUGGUCAGAAAUAACCAUGGGAUUGCUUCUGUGCUUAUAGAAUGAAAUUCCAUUGAACUAUGUAGAAAUGAAUAUACUUGCAGUAACACUGGGGUGUAUGCACAUACUGCGUAGAUGUUUUUUUUACAGCAGGAAACUGGAAUUCAAGUGCUCUAGGUCUGUUCUCUUAAAUCUAGGCUGAGCCCCUUUUUGCUAAUGAAACUGCAGAGCUUUUUUUAAGGAAGUGCUGCAGGCUCAUAAGAUUGUUUUGUAGUUUGCAACCACUAUCACAGUUCAGAUUCUAAAGGUAAGAGGAGAAGUAAUUGGCAAAAUAACAGGAAGAAAGAAUCUCCAUUUGUGCAGUGAGUUUUCCAUGUUUUAAGUACGUGCAUAUAUUCUCUUUCUUUUCACCUACUACAGGAUUUUGUGCUAAUAAAAUGAAAAAAAAAAGUCAAACUGUAACACUAUUAUUCUUGUGUUUAUAGAGAAAAGUCUGUAAAGGCCUAUGUGGUUAAGCAAACUUUUAAAAGCUAUGUUAUCUUUAUGGUAUACUUAAAAACAGUUAAAUACCACAUUCCCAUUUAGUCAGCCUUAGCUUUUCCUCUUGAUUAAAGGCUGACUCAAAAUUGAAUACUCAAUUUUCAGUCAAUGACUUUAGACAGUAAAGGCAUAUAAGUGAUAGAGUGACUUGUCCUUUUCAUUAAUAGUGAGCUUUAGACUCUGUUCUGACAUUCUGCCUUCUGGUGUGCAUGUUGUGGUGUUUUGAUUUGUUGGGGGUUUUUUGGUAAUUUACCUUUUUCUUGAAUGGUUGCAUCUACAAAGGGAAAUGGUAGCAUCUCAAAAAACAAUACUGUCGUUUUCACUAUUACCUGCACAAUAUUAGCUUUAAAAGUUAAAUUUGUCUCUAGUAUGGAGUACAGUAUUUCUUUAGUUUACUGGAACUAGUCUUCUGAACUAAGUCAGAUGCUGUUAUACAAGGAGAGUGUCACUAACCUGUUGCUGCUUUAGUGAGACAGUUUUUGGCUUCUGAAAUUUUUAUGGUGCCAAGAAGGAGGAAGGAUAGGAAUAAGGUUUUAUUUUCUCCCUUGUGAAGGAACUUGUCUUUCCUUCCUGUGGUGACCCGUGGCAGGGAGAGAUCCUGUUAGAGAAAAGGGAAAGCAGUAUCACAGUAUCUCCAAUAAAAGAACUGAAAUUGUAGAGGAAACCAUAAAUUUGGGCUUCACCUUUCUGCCUUUUUUUUUUUCCUUUUUCCUCCUCUGAACCUGUUGUGGUGUGGAUGUUCUGCAAUUUUUUUUGCAAACAACUAAGGACAUGUCCUUUUAAGGAGAAAACCAGUGCUGACAGGGGAGGGAAUAGGGAAAAUGGUAACCCACCUGCCAAGAGAAGGAAUAAAAUUUCUUUCUGUUGAUGCUCUAAAGAUAGGGUGGAAAUAAAUCCCCAUAGACUGAUAUCUAUAGAGCAGGUACUUGUUUAUUGCAGCGCUGGUGGUGAGGGGGAUUUUUCCUCUUAACUCACCCACCUUUGUCAAGUGCUGUGGUAUAUUUAUACAGUAAAUUUUGCUUAAUGUUGCUAUGUCAUUACAGCAUCAUCACAUAUGCGCUGGAACUAAUUUAUAUAGCAUGAUCUCAUGGUUAUCAGAUAAUUCUUUGCACUGCGCAUGCAAUUCCCCAAUUCGGGGGUCUUCGGGGGUCUUUGAUGAAGGCUUCUAAAGUCUUCUUCACACUUGAACUUUUCAACUUUGUCUUCGGGGCACGUGCAGUUAUGAUGCUCUUUGGUCCAUCUCGUCUUAACUGGCCUAAAUUCUUUGUUUUGUGGCUAAUUGGCUUUGGCUUGCCAAUUUCUCAUUAGUACUACACUUAUCUAUCUCUAAAACUAUACACUUGGUAAGUUGUUUUUGUUUUUUUCUGUCUCUUUUUCUGUAUUCUGCAUACAAGCAACUAGUUACUAUAUACUAGCCAUUACAUUGUAUAAAAAAGUUAUUCAUAUCAGAUUAUAUGGGUAUCAAAAAUUAUGAUUCAGGUUAUAUAACCGUCAGGUUAUAGGUAUAGAAGUUAUGAUUCAGGCUACACAAGUAAAAGCUAUGAUUCAGGCUAUAUAUGUAUAGAAAGCUAUGCUUCAGGUUAUAUUGAUAGAAGUCAUGAUUUAGGUUAUAUUGAUAUUAAGGUUACAUAGAUAACCCAAGCUACAUAAGCACUUUCUUACUUUGACCUAAGUUAUAUAGACAUCACUGUUGAAGAAUAAAGCAAUCCCUUGCAAGGUACCCUUCAAAGCUUUGCAUUGUUUGGCACCAGGGAGCUGCUGAUGACUGGCUGAAUUUCCCGCUGACAAUUACACCAGCUGUAGCACAGGAGAGGAAUGGAGGGAAAAGCCAAACCUGGGAAGAGGGGGCAGAGUAACCAAAGGUGGUAUCUCUCUGCUGUCCUGAAGGUCUAAAUACGCCCAUCGUUUGGCUGGAAGACAGAGCCGUCUUUCUCCCCUCUCAGACCUCCCCAAAAAUCCCUCCUCACUGAGUCUCUUGCUCUCUACCUCACGGACAGCUGUCCGCGUGGGCCUGCACAGAGCGGGAUCCUGCCUUCACGCAGCGGGAAGCGAAGCGUGGGGGAAGCUCUGGUCGGCUGGCGGCCUGCGGCGAACGCCUCCCGCCGAAGCGCCCAGUGCGGCCGCUGCCAGAGUGCCGCCCGUCGGCUGCGGCUGGCGCAGCCGCGGCUGGCCCGGAGCACCGGUCUCCCCCGCCGCGGCGGCCCCAGGCAACGCAGGUCGCGCAUGUGGGGCCGGAGCGGAGUUUAGAUCGGCCGCUGCUGUUGCUGUGCGUGGUGGCGCGGGCAGGUUCUGGGCGGGCUCGGGGCGAGCGGCCGCGGCGGGUGGGCUCAAGACCGGCGACCCUUGGCCGUCACUUACCUGAGGUAAAACGCCCACGGAAGCUCUGCGUGUUGGCGCUUGUACCGGCGUGGCCCGAAGUGCCGGAGGCUGGGAAUACGCCGUCUGGCCCUGGCAGUGGCUGUUGUGACUUGGGAGUUGUCGGUCAGUUGGAGCGAGUACGGCCGGACACCUGUAGCCACUUCAAGGCAUCAAGCAUAUGGUGAAAAAUUUCUUUGCAUUGUUUAAAAAAGGAUCUAUAAAUUAUGCCUAACCAGGGCCCAACAGAUGUUCAAGAAAAUGUAACCGAAUAGGUAAUGCCUUUCUAAGUAUAAAGGGUACAUAUCACUUAAAAUAAAUAAGCAGCCAAUCAAAAACCAACCUUCAAAGCUGUGAAGCAGGCCAUCCAAGAUGAUAGGAAAAUAACACCAGAAAGAAUCAGCUUUGCAAUUUGAAUACAAGAUAACAGAGACUGAGCGUGUGACCAGAAGAAGUAAACAACCACUAUAGAGACUGUGUUCUUGAAUCUUGAAUCAGUAAAUAGCAGCAAAACACCAUAAAUGACAGCAAAUGAAUAACUAUGGAAAUAGGUGUAUUUAAGUAAAAUAUAUCCAAAACCUGUCAUGAAUAUGUAAUAACCUUUGUAAAUAUAAACUACUUGAAGUCACUAUUUCAAGGGGAGCACUCAUAGAAGGAAAAUCCCCAGUGCUUCCCUGGGGCCUCUAAUAAAGAACGCCUGCUUAAAGCU
Corvus hawaiiensis (hawaiian crow) is the source of this 6181-nucleotide messenger RNA. RefSeq names its product Ras related GTP binding C (gene RRAGC). Gene Ontology annotation, biological process: positive regulation of TOR signaling; regulation of autophagy; cellular response to amino acid stimulus. Bases 31 to 1260 code for a protein of 409 amino acids. Gene Ontology annotation, molecular function: GTPase activity; GTP binding. Gene Ontology annotation, cellular component: Gtr1-Gtr2 GTPase complex; nucleus; lysosome. NCBI's taxonomy places the organism in Eukaryota, Metazoa, Chordata, Aves, Passeriformes, Corvidae. The transcript has 8 exons. The record is from RefSeq and is a predicted model, not a curated record.